This is a messenger RNA of Acipenser ruthenus (sterlet), 418 nucleotides long. Its product is annotated as phospholipase D2-like. Lineage: Eukaryota; Metazoa; Chordata; Actinopteri; Acipenseriformes; Acipenseridae. The record is from RefSeq and is a predicted model, not a curated record. Gene Ontology annotation, molecular function: phosphatidylinositol binding.
CUGGGGUGAGAGGGGAGGGGGAGGGUGAUGCUGGGACGCCAGAAUCACCGUCGAGCUCUCUUGAGGUGUCGUGGGCUGGUCGAUGAAACACCGAGGACGGAAUGCGCCCGCUUGAAGACCCCGGAGAUGUAUCCUGCUCAGCGCAAUCCAGACUCUUCAGCCGUCAGCACCGGACAGAGGGAUGUCUACGUCAUCAGAAUGGAAGGAAACGCAAACGGACGGAGACGCAGGAGAGUGAAUCUGGACAGUGCAGUUGCUGCUGCUGACUCAGGGGGAGGGUGCAGUGCCAUGUCUGCUCCACCGGAGGGCGUGCUGGAGGAGACAGUGGUGGCCGUGCGAGUCGAUGGGAAUCUGAGGCCCUUCCAGACAGACCUGCCAAUCAACUGUGAUGAACUGGACUGCCUCGGAGACGCUACAG